AUUUGAGUUGGGAGAAAUUGGCGAGGUCUUUCAAAGAACCACUCCCAAAUCUUUGUGCUUCUCACCAUCAUUCUUGCAAUCCAACGCGAAUCAGACAGCUCUGCGAUCCGUCCACGACACUGAAAAAUCUCACAAUAUAUUCACUUGAAUUUGAAAAAUCAGUAAUCAGGAACGAUGGCGACCGAAUCACAGCCGAGUCAACCGGUUACAACCGAGGCCGCAAUUAAGGCGCUGACUGGAGCUGCUCAAGACGCAGUGGACUCGGACGACUAUAUCACAUACUCAACAUUGCUUGACAUAUACCUGGAAGACCCCGAGCGAUACAGCGAGUCAGAUCGAGUCAAAAUUCUGCAGGCACUGGAAGACAUUCUUCGCAAAAAUGAAACGCUACUCUCCUAUGUGGCUUGGGAUCUUCCCGUACUACUACUGCCGUACCUUGCCUCGGACGAUCCUUUCGAUCAGGUAGCUGCUGCUAAGCACCCUACCCCGCGCAAGUCGACGCUUCGAUUAUUCAACCUCAUUGCCGAGAAAGGCAACGCAAAGGAACUCUUCUUGAAGGCAAUUGAGGCGCUUUCUACUCUUACCGUCGAUUUUUCGCCUGACGCUACUCCGGAGAAGAACCUCGACAGUGAGAAGUUGUUUGUACUGAAGUUUUAUGCGCUUUUUGAGGUGAUCAUCUCAGUCACUCGGCGGAUCACCACCCAAUACCCAUCCCGAUUCCUCACUGCCUCCUCUACCGCUUUGCUCUCAUUUUUCUCGUCACAUGUCGACGAGCUAAGCGAUCAGUCACUGCCCGUGCUUUUGCGCAGACUAUACCUAUUUUCCCGAGAUUACGUUCCACCACCUUCAAAGUCUCCGGUUGAUAGCGAGGAGGAAGCGCUCCAGCGACGAAUGCUGCAAAGCUAUGUCACGCAUAUGGUUGAGAUCAUGCUCCGUAACCGCAGCGUGGACUGGAGCCGGCGUUACUUUGCGGCAAUCAAGCCUGGUCUUGAGGUCAUACCGGUCAAGGAGCGCGAACGACCAGUUACGUUCGAAGGAGCAGUGUCUGCGAGUAUAACCGAGAUGCUCGAGCGAUUUAUGCAGCUGACUCUGUCGUACGAUAUCGAGCCCGUGGAGUUCCAAGCCACUAUCCUUCAGGAACCUCCAGAGCUUGAGCCCGAGAACGAAGACGAGAUCGAUCCCAGUUUCCCUGCUGCGCCGACCUCUAACGAGUCGAUUCCGUACUCUGCUGAAGGAUGCCUGCUUCUGUUGGCCGAGCACCUGAUCUCCGAGCCGAGCAUGAAGAUCAACUUUACGUUCCCUGAGAUUAUCCAGAUAACUAAACGCUUCGUUCUUCGCGAAGAGGGAGGCACGCCGGGAGCUGCAGUCUGCGACGCUAUCGGAUUUUUCGGAUGGCGGUUCCUGAGACAGGUCACCAGAGAGCAGAUCGAAGCUGUGAGCACCGAGGAUUUCAAUGGAUAUCUUCAGGUCCUGACCUCUUUGUCAGCGACAUCACCUCAUCCGCCAGUGCGAUAUCUGUUCCAUACUCUGGUUGUUCACCUGCUGUCGCGAGCCGAGCCUGAGAGAGCAUAUGGAUAUAUCAUCGACACUCUGCAGUUCUGUCCCUUUGAAAAUGUGCGCGGUGCUUUUGUCCUGGUGCUGAAAGAGUUUCUCUACGUGCCUUCUAACACCGAAAAGCCAACAAGCGACGACAAGGUGGUAUACGACGAGGCCAAACGAGAGCAAGUUGAGGAGCUGAUCCAGACGUGCGUGAGUGAUAUCGAAAACAGCCCCGGCCUGUUACUAGACGAGAAGUUCCCAACCCUGCUCGCAUGGGUGAACAACUUCCUCCCGAUAAUCGGCGGCAGCAAGAGUCUUUUAGAAGACAUUCUUCCACGACUCAAAAAGCUGAUAGAGCAAGACAAGGCCGCGGCGAAGAAGGACUCAGACGUAGACGAGACCGACGAACGGACAGUGCGGGCCGGGAUCCUGAGCUCGGGACUCGAGCUCUUGACGAGUGGCGAGCUUGGAAUUUCAGACAAGUUGUCGGCGCUGGCUGUGUCGGACUCGGAAAAGACGCCUGUGCCGACGGGGACUACGACGCCUACUGGGGGAAAGUAAAAUAUUGCUGGUUCUAUGCAGGCGCUACUUAGAAGAGACCUAGGGAGUUGUACACGCUGUCUUUUGAUUAUUGUUAAUUGUUAAAUCUGUUUGAGCUUGUUUUUGGAUAAGUUUCUAUUUAUUUUUCUAGCGACUACGAAUAAUAAGGCGUUUCUACGUACUUUGUACUCUGACACCCUUGUUGCCUCGCAGGUGGCCAAUAUAAUAACAACAACCAUCAGCAAAACAAUGAGCAUAUAGAGAAUAGAGACCACAUUUGGAUAAUGAAAGCACAGGCUCUUUAUCUGCAGCACAGGUCUGCGCGGCCAGGAGGAGUGGCCCUUGUUUGGGAGAGUAGAUGUAGGUGUGUGGCCUUGUGAGGCAGCGGC
This is a messenger RNA of Myxozyma melibiosi, 2468 nucleotides long. Its product is annotated as YAP-binding/ALF4/Glomulin. Lineage: Eukaryota; Fungi; Ascomycota; Lipomycetes; Lipomycetales; Lipomycetaceae. The transcript has 4 exons. Gene Ontology annotation, cellular component: cytoplasm. Gene Ontology annotation, biological process: cellular response to oxidative stress. The record is from RefSeq and is a predicted model, not a curated record. Bases 175 to 2100 code for a protein of 641 amino acids.